Onychostoma macrolepis is the source of this 1378-nucleotide messenger RNA. It is a transcript of the gene arpc5lb, whose product is annotated as actin related protein 2/3 complex, subunit 5-like, b. The transcript is spliced from 3 exons. Gene Ontology annotation, cellular component: Arp2/3 protein complex; actin cytoskeleton; cytoplasm. The record is from RefSeq and is a predicted model, not a curated record. NCBI's taxonomy places the organism in Eukaryota, Metazoa, Chordata, Actinopteri, Cypriniformes, Cyprinidae. The coding region runs from base 263 to 808 and encodes 181 amino acids. Gene Ontology annotation, molecular function: actin filament binding. Gene Ontology annotation, biological process: Arp2/3 complex-mediated actin nucleation; regulation of actin filament polymerization; cell migration.
GGCAGUAGUAUUCCAGCUUUUGCUAUCAUACCUUUCAUAUUAAAUAUGCGGCUCCGCGUCGGUACACUGAAACAGCUCGUGUGCUGGUGUGUGGCGGUAUAACACGCUGAACGCAGCCUACUUUGACUAAGCAACUCAUCCAUCUUUGGAUGUGCUUCAAUGUGGAGUCUCUGACGCCGACUAUAAGCAGAGACUGAAAUCUCCCAUCGGAGCCCAGGAACUGUUACAGCACACGGGACGCUGGAGAGGGACACUGGCCCCGAUGGCCAAGAACACGCUGUCUUCGCGCUUCAGAAAGGUGGACAUUGAUGAAUUCGACGAGAAUAAAUUCGUGGACGAUCACGACGAGCCUGCCGACCAGCAAGGACCUGAUGCGGUGGAAGUCGACAACCUUAUCAGGCAAGGGGACUUGAUGGCAGCCCUUCAUAUUGCUCUUAGGAACCCUCCAAUCAACAGCAGGAACCCAGCAAUAAAGGUACAGACCAUUUUACCAAGAACUACAUUUCAGAAUGAAGCAUAUGGGGCGCAGACUGGACGAUUGCAUCUUUCCUGUCUUUCGUUCUCUCAGGAAAGAGCUCAGGCUGUGGUAUUGAAGGUUCUGACAUCAUUUAAGAGCAGCGAUAUAGAGCCCGCUGUUAAAUCUCUCGACAAGAAUGGAGUUGAUCUUCUCAUGAGGUACAUCUACAAAGGCUUUGAGAGGCCCACAGAAAAUAGCAGUGCCAUAUUGCUGCAGUGGCAUGAAAAGGCAUUUGCUGUUGGUGGACUAGGCUCUAUUGUUCGAGUUAUGACAGCUAGGAAGACUGUAUGACUACCUGACCGAACCUGGAGACAGUGACGCUGUCACACUGAGGACUCGAGGCAGGUUUGCCUGUUGCUUAAAGGAAAGAAGAAAAGACCAUCAUUUUGAAUGCUUCUAUGAACUGUAUGCUGUAGAGAAACACCGAAGCACUUGUUUCAAACUGAAAAAAAAUUUUGCUUGUGUAAAAGUGAAGUAAUGUUCAUAUGCCAAUAUAGCAUAAAUUGUUCUAUGAUAUACUGGCAUCAAAAAGAUUUCAAUCCGACAUGGUUUUGAGUGGGAAGAAAUGUACUGUGGAAGACAAAACAAACCCGGUGUAUGUGCUAUGAGUAACAUAGUGAAUACAGCAUAUUUAAGAUCAGGUGAAUGAGAGCAGCAAAAGUGAGCUCGUACAUUUGAGGUUGUUAUUGGAUUUAAUUAAUGUUUUAUUUUAUAUUUUAAUUUUAUUUCGCAUCUUUGGUCCCAUACUCUUGUUUUGUUUUUGUGCAGAGAUUUAAUAAUGGAACCAGUGAUGUACACCAAAGGGGUAGACUGGGGAUCAUUGUAAAGUGCCUGCUACAUAAAGUAAAUGGAUCUCCUUUA